Messenger RNA from Cydia pomonella (codling moth), 9159 nucleotides. It is a transcript of the gene garz, whose product is annotated as Golgi-specific brefeldin A-resistance guanine nucleotide exchange factor 1. Bases 254 to 5932 code for a protein of 1892 amino acids. Lineage: Eukaryota; Metazoa; Arthropoda; Insecta; Lepidoptera; Tortricidae. Gene Ontology annotation, biological process: regulation of ARF protein signal transduction. The transcript has 31 exons. Gene Ontology annotation, molecular function: guanyl-nucleotide exchange factor activity. The record is from RefSeq and is a predicted model, not a curated record.
CAGUAGUAGCACUAAAUUUAUGAAACGUCAACAUGAUCGUGAUGGAAUUUGUUAAUCAAAUUGAAAUAUUCCACUAAAUUGUGUAUUAUAAAUGCUAAUAAGUGUUUGUUUGAUCUAAAAUUACACAAGUGAGUUGUAUCAGUACAAGCAGUGCAGUGCAAAUAUGUAGUUAAGCUGACGAUCGGGCGCAGCAACGUAGUUUACUAGUUUUAAGUGUUGAUAGUUCUCAGCUGUACUUGAAGUAAGAGGCAGAAUGUCGCUCCCUGGAAAUGGAAUCUUCGUGGUGCAGGGGGAGAUGGCGAUGCUGGUCACGGCUAUGCGGCGGAGCACUCGCUGGGGCUCGCAUUCCUUCCCUAAUGAGGAAUACGACGUCCUUAUGCGUACCUUUCAAGAUCUCAAAACUAUACUGAACCAAGUUGAUGACCUAAGAUUGCUGGACCCUCCCACGUAUCUUGGCCCGUUUCUAGAAGUUAUUAGAAGCAAGGAGACAACAGGACCUGUGACUAGCCUUGCUCUGUCUGCCAUAAACAAGUUUUUAUCAUAUGGAUUGAUAGAUCCGACACAUCCCAGUGUGCCAGCUACCGUGGAAGACAUCGCUGACGCGGUGACGCACGCACGGUUUGUCGGCACGGACCAUUCGUCGGACGGCGUUGUGCUUAUGAAAAUAUUACAGGUUUUGCGUACACUAAUGCUGAGUCCGGAAGGCGCCAUGCUGACUGAUGAUAGCGUGUGUGAGAUCAUGUUGAGCUGUUUCCGCAUCUGCUUUGAAACUAGACUCACAGAGCUCCUCCGCCGCAACGCCGAGCAAUGUCUCCGCGACAUGACCCAGCUCAUCUUCAUGCGUUUGCCGCAGUUCCCCGCCGAAGAUAACGCCGCUUUUGCAGCUGCUGCACUCUCACUCAAUAAAAGAGACAAGCCUAAGAAGAAGAUUACUUCAGCUAAUAGCACGAACUCGCUGGAAAGGAAAUCAUCAAUGACAGAACCUGCCAGCCCGACUGUCGACCCCGACACGGACGCAGAAGCUAAGAAGGCUGACAGUCUUCGAAAUAGCCAAGACAAAAACCUAAUAAACGAAGCGGAAAUAACCAUAGAGCCCGUGGAAUCGAUCAAGAGCCCUAAGAAACAUACACGCCACUCCUCUAUGGAUCUGGCGACCACAGACAAUUCGUCCAUAGCACAACUGGUGGAGAAGUGCGUCAGUGCCGACGAGACAGAGACAGAGAGAGCGGCGGAGGAACCUGCAGAAGUUCUAACCCCAGAAUCAGACCCCGACGGUACAACUCCAUCCAAACCAGCUGAAGAAACAGAGAAACUGGAAGAAUACGUCAACCACCGAGGAAUACGUUUCACGCAGCAAGAUGAGGCACAAGACCUACAGCCUUAUGGGCUCGCCUGCGUUCGAGAGGUUUUUAGGUUCAUAAUAUCGUUAUGCAAUCCCCUGGACACCCAGAACACGUCCGGCAUGGUGCACCUCGGGCUCUGCCUGGCCGGUACCGCGCUAGAAGUUGGCGCAGAUCAGUUGGCGCGGUACCCUUCGCUUUUAUACUUGGUGAAGGACCCGCUGUGUAGGAACUUGCUUAGUUUGCUGAGCACAGAGCGGAUAUCCAUAUUCGCCCUGGACCUCCAAAUAACCUUCCUACUCUUCGAGGCCCUCCGUUUCCACCUCAAAUUCCAAAUGGAGGCCUUCUUCAAAAAAAUCAUAGAAAUAGUAUCCAUGGAUGUCUCCAAAGCGAACUACGAACUUAAGGAAAUACAGCACCUGACCUUAGAAAGUCUAGCACAGAUAUUUAGAAUACCCGGGAUUUGUAACGAGUUAUAUUUGAACUAUGACUGCGAUAUAUAUUGUAUGAAUGUUUUUGAAGAAAUGACUAAGUUGUUAUCAAAGAAUGUUGUAUCGGCAACGUCUUAUAAUAUACAUACGUUGUCUUUGGAGGCGCUUAUGACUAUAAUAGAAGCUAUUGAAAUGAGUAAUCCGAAGGAGAGUGAGACGGAAGUUGUGGUUGAAGAGGAGGAAAAAGAAAGGAAAUGUGGUCACGUCAGCCUAGAGUUAGGCGGUAUGGAGGACUCAGUGAGUGACAUUACACAUGACAUAAGUCAGUAUUUCGGUUGCGGGCGGACCGGCCGGCAUAAGAUUGUGUCAGAUGUGCCUUCAGAAGCCGAGUUGGACAAUAUUAGGAACAUGAAAAAGUGGGUGACGCAAGGAACGGAACUCUUUAACCAGAAGCCAGAGCGAGGUAUCGAGUACUUACAAGAGCAUGGAGUUCUCAAAACGCCGCUGGACCCUGAAGAAGUAGCGCUUUUCUUGAGGGAGAAUCCUGAUUUGGACAAGAAAAUGAUUGGCGAAUACAUCUGCAAGCGUUCAUCCCGCGACGACGAUGACGGCUACAGUGUCCUAGGAGCCUUCGCAUGCAGCUUUGACUACGCCGGGCUCCGCAUCGACCAGGCGCUCCGACUGUACUUGGAGACCUUCCGUCUGCCCGGGGAGGCGCCACUAAUCUUUUUGGUUAUGGAGCGCUUCGCUGAACGUUGGCAUACCACAAACGGCGAGCCAUUCGCCAACACCGACGCAGCCUUCCGCCUAGCCUACGCCGUCAUCAUGCUCAACAUGGACCAACACAACCACAACGCCAAGAAACUCAACGUACCCAUGACCGUUGAGGAUUUCGUCAAGAACCUACGGGGCUGCAACGGGACUGGGGACUUCGAUCAGUCCAUGCUCGAAGCCAUCUUCUAUUCUAUCAAGAACGAAGAGAUGGUAAUGCCCGCGGAGCGCGUGGGCCCCGUGCGCGACGCGUACCUCUGGCGCGUGUUACAGCGGCGCGGCAACACGCCCGCCGGCCGCUACCGCGCCGGACACGCCGCGCGCCUGCUGCCCGUCGCCGCGCCGCCACAGAUAACAGCGCUCUCAGCAGCCUUCGAGCGCUCAUCGCCCCCCACCGCCGACGACAUCCUGACCAACAACCUCCACAACGCCGCCAUACUAGCGCUCUGCGGCCUCGAGCGCUGCGCCGCGCUGCUGUCGCGCCUGCCGCCGGCCCCGCCCACUCUGACAGUCGACACGCUGUUGCUGACGCUGUGUAAAUUCACCGCGCUGCUGCCGCCGCAGCCGCAGAUGCAUCAUCAGGCUAUAGGAGUAACACUAGGGCAGUCAACGAAGGCCCAACUAGCUCUGCGCCGCGCAUGCGCCGUGGCCGCGCGCCACGCCGACUGCGUGCGCGACGCGUGGCGACAUCUGUUGGAGAUCGUGCACACUUUGUACCUGGGGAGACUGCUGCCUAAGUGCCUCGUGGAAGCAGAGGACUACAUGUCGUCCACUGGAACUGUGUCUCUAAUUCGUGAUGUCAACAGAGGAUCAGAAGCGGGUCUACUCUCUAGUCUAUACUCCUACAUAGCGUUGGGAGAAACAGGAAUGCGCGCCCCCACGCCACACGAGAAGGCGUUAAUAGAUGCAGCGACGGAGUGUGUAGAAAAAUGCAAUCUUCCCGGCCUGCUCAUAACGGAAACCAAGUUCCUGCAGCUAGAAAGUUUACAGGAAUUGGUCCGCGCCAUGGUGACAGUGGGCGGUCCGCCAGACGCCGAGGCGUUACAAGCGAACCCGCAAGCGGAAGACGUGACCAUCUUCUUCUUGGAGUUAUUAGGACACACGCUUAUUCAAAACAGGGACCGCGCGCUGGAAGUGUGGCCCGUGGCGUCGGCGCACUUCUCGCUGGUGCUGGCGUGGGCGGCGCGGCGCGCGGCGCCGACGCCGGGCCGCGCGCUGACGGCGCUGCUGCGCACGUGCGCGCGCCUCAUGCGCUCCGAGCUGUGCUGCGCGCGCGCGCUGCGGCACCUGCACACGCUGUUCCAGCUGCCGCACACCAUCUUCAUGAGGCACGCUGCCGUCAUAUCGUGCGGCCUGUACGAGCUGGUGAAAACGUCCGCCCAAAACGUCCACACCGCGGAGGAGUGGGAAAUUGUGUUCUCUCUCCUCUGUGCCGCCGGUGCUGGCGCUUGGCCCGCGCACAUAGCCCCCUCUGCUAAUAACACUGCUUCGAGUCGGUCCGAAGGUUCAGAGGAAGAGGGAGAGAGACGGCCUACAUCGGCCUCGUCUGAUAGCGAAUUGUCUCAAUCGCCACGCGCUCACGGAUGGAUAUUGGUAAAAAACGAAGCCACAACCCCCGACUCGGACUUGGACACAGACCAGCUGACGUUCCUACCAUACAAGCGCGCAGCACUGGCGCGCUGCUGCGAGGCGCUCGCGCUCGUGGUGCGCGACGUGGCGCACGUGACGCCGCACAACUGCCGCGCCGCCGUGCGCGCUGUCAGGAUAUUCGCGCACGCUACUUUAACUAGAGCCAAAAAACAGAAGAGCCGCGAAGGCAGGAAGCGGCCGAGCUCCGCUCGCCGCGGCAGCUACGAGGCCAGCAGCGAGGAAGAGGACGACACGCAGGACCAAUACCACAUGGUCAGUUUGCAGCUCCUAGACCUCAUGCACACGCUACACAGCCGGACAGCGCAAAUAUUCAAAUGGUGGCGCGACGAAGCCGACCAGGACCAAGGUGCUGAGGAAUACGACCUAUGGGAAGUGGCGUGGAAACCUUUGCUGCAGGGCAUUGCCGAAUUUUGUACAGACAGAAGGAAGCAAGUGGCAAACAGCGCGAUAGCGUACCUGCAGCGAGCACUCCUCGCACCCGGCCUGCACGCCCUCGGCGGCGCCCGCUGGGAGGCGUGCUUCGCCGCCGUGCUGUUCCCGCUGCUGGACGCCGUGGCGCCCGCGCACGCCAGCCGCGCCAACACUAUACUAUGCAAGGUGUUCCUGCACCACCUGUCCGCCCUGUCCCCGCGGCCGACGUUCGGCGCGCUGUGGCUGCGCGUCGUGGCGGUGCAGCGCGCGCUGCUCGCCACGCCGCUGGACCCGCUCACCGAGGCCGCGCUGGAGUCCCUCAAGAACAUGAUACUCGUCAUGCACUCUGUGCGGAUAUUCACGAACGCGGACGGCUACAACGACCUCUGGUACAUCACGUGGGAGAAAAUAGGCGAAUUUCUGCCUAACUUGAAAGACGAGCUUUUCCCGGAAGCAAAAGACACCAAACCCACCCAACUUCCUCCCUCUGCCCCGCCCAUCCUCCCCCAACACCCACUCCACACCCCCUCCCCGACCCAGUCCCCGCCGCUCCAGUCCUCGUCCCCCACCUUCCAGCCCCCGGCCGCGGCGCACGGGGCCCCGCAGCUGGUCGCGCCGGUGCCGGGGAUGCCAGUUAGUGGCAUGGUGCCUAUAAGGAACCCGCUGUACGAUCAGACAGGAUUGAGUGCGUCUGUUUUACUACAACCUUUAAAUGAGAUGGUCUCCACACCAAUAGGAAUAUCCCUUCAGUCACAAAUACCAACGCUCUACCGCGCCCCCGAGCAGGUACCACAACCACAAACUGUUCCACUGCAGGUACCAGUUCAGGAAGUACCCCAUUCGGUACCAUUAACACAAGUUUUAUCACAUCCGAUACCACCGGUACUACCUCAAGUACCACCCCAACCGGUACCAGUACCUCUACAACAGGUACAACCGCCGCAAGUACCGCCCAAUCCGGUACCACCCCAACAAGUACAAACUCCAAAUGACCCAAAACCAUCCAUAAUCAACUUAAACUACGACAUAAUCGAAGUAACCAAAAUAAAACAGAGCGAACUAUUCGCCGAAUACAUGACCAACCCUUAUAACGAUACCACAAUAUCUCCCAAAGAGGCAACCCUAUACGACCCUGAGGACCCAAAACCGCUCUUAGAUAAAAAAUCUCUAAGCGCAAAUGCGACCCCUAUGCAUGUAAAAAAUCAAACUCAAUUUAGCUCAACAGACAACGUGACACAGAGCUUCAAUUUCACGAGCUACUUCGGUUCUGUGAAUGAGCUCGUCACGCCGGGGUCCGAGGUGUUUGACAGUUUAACUGGAGACGGAUAGCUCGAGUGUGACUUUGGGACUUGGUUGUAAAUAGUUCAGAGCUUGAGUUUAUGCCAUUUUCGAUUUAGCAUGUUCGGUUUGGAGUCUAUUUUUGUUUGGCGACAUAAAUUAUGUUUGACUAGUCUAUAUUACAGUUAUUUUGUGUAAUAAGCGCUUGGAAACCAUGGGAAGUCUUAGACGAGAUACCAACUUGACAAGUCUAAAUUUUUUUGAAUUGUUUUCAUGUUUGAAACCUAGAUUAUGUACUAAAGUCAUAAUUUAUAAUGACUUAAAAACAUAUUGUUUAAAAUAAUAAAAAAUACGGGAGCUCUGUGAUUAGUUAAUGACACUAAAUUAGAAGCAUAACUUUUGUAAACCGUAAUCAUAUAUUUUUUUAAUAUAAUAAAGUUUAGUUUUGGUUGUUGAUUAGUUUCUAUAAAAUAAGAAUUAAUUUGGAUAAAAAAAAAGCUGCGUAAAUGUAGUUUAGUAUUCGACCAUACCUAACGGUAUACCCCAUUUCAUUUACCAUGGCGAGAUUCCACUUGAAACUGCACAAAGAGAACCAUAAUGUUGAUCUAUUGUUUAAAAAUUGCUUUACGAGCUCUGCUCAUCGAAGCGUGUGGUCAAAAAAUAACACAAAAGGAUCAAGACUGGACAGUUUGUAAGACACGACGCCGAAAAAAAGUUUGCCGGGUAUCUUUUGUUAUAACUACUUGUAUUGUUUACGCCUAAUUACCCUCUCAAGUAGAAUCCCGCCAUGGUAAAUGAAAUGGGGUACAACAAAAUUUAUAUUUGUUGAAAUGAGUUUGCAAAAGCUACGCUUCCUAGCAACAUCUAUUAACAAAUUAGAAUAGUUGGGUACUUCUGACUCCGGCCUAGCAUUAAUAUUUACUUUCCUUUAAAUUAUUUACAUUCCAUGUACUGUUUUUAUUUUAUUUUAUUGUUUAUUAAAGCAAUCAGAACUAGAAAUAUAACUAAACGAUAGCCGUAACGUCAUUGUAUGGUAAAGUGGUUUUGUAGAGAAAAAUAAAUUGUAUCAACUUAAGCGGCUACGUUUUAAGGUGCAUAUCCAUACUUGGGCCGAUAUUUGUGACAUUAUCUAUGAAAAGGGACCUUAUUGUCGGUGGCGCUUACGCCGUUAUCAACGAUGAUCCCAUAUUAUAAACAACGCCGCGCUACGCAGUGUCAAUAAGGUCCCUUUUCAUAGAUAAUGUCACAUUUAUUUUGUUGUAGUUUUUAUUUCGUCAGAUAUGUAUCCAAUUUGGUCAGUCUGAAGAGCUCUUCAUUCUGGGCGGAAUAAAUCCGAAAUCCCAAAAGGGACAAAAUUAAAUGUAAUUUUUCUACUCGUCGAAUGUAAUGGUUGAAUUAAGAUUCCGUAUACUAAAUUAUAAUUGCGUACUUUUCAUGUCUCAACUCGACUUUAAUAUUCAUUUAGAUACGCUGUAGUCAACUAUAAUAUUUUUAUUUAUGUCUUUUGUACUACAUUUUUGUCUACUGAGAUAGUUACCAAUUUCCAUUAACUAUUUUAUUCUAAAAAAAGUAUUAUUUUAGAUGACUCGUAGAAAAAGUAUUGUAUACUUACAAUAUUGAUAUAAUCAAGCUUUUCAAUCUCGUACCUUACUUAGGCAAUUCAGCAAGUUUACCGUUACCUAAACACACACGACUGAAAAACUAAUAUAUCACGAUUGUAUAUGUGUUACUAAAAUACCAUACGUUUUGGAUAACAUUUAUUGGGUAUUGAACAGAAUAUAUAAUACAGGUUGUUUAUUCAGUCAUCUGCAAUAAUUUACGUGGUGAAUAUAGGGACCGUGCGCGUUGGAGGGUCUGCCAUCUUGUGGCCUGAAUCGGAACCAUAGACAUGUACAUGUACACGUCACGUGUUUUCUUGUGCAUAGUAGGUUCUGCCAUCUUGUGGGCUACAUCGAAACAAAAAACAUCACAUUUACGCCUCGCGCCAAAAAUCUGACGGCUCCUGUGCUGCCGCCUACAGUUCAUGCACGCUCCCUAUAUAGGUCAAACCGAGCAACUUUUACUAUGGGAUUGCGACACAAAUAUUACCUGUUUCAUACAUUUUGGCUGUCUGUAAAUUUUCUGUAAUCUGUAAAUUUUUUUUCGCGAUUUUGUGAUUGGUCCCAUAGUUGAAAAGUAGCUCAAUAAGACCUAAAUAUUCAGCCCGUAAAUUAUGGUGACUAAAUACAGCCUGUAUAUUAUCCUAUCAACCAAAUGGUUUAAAUUCUGACGAACAAAACAACAAAAUAACUGCCCACUUGACGGCAGAUAGCAGUCGUAGUAUAUUAGAGAGCUGAGAUACAGAAUUAGAAUACAUUACCAAUAGCAUGUUAUGAAAUUUCAUGUUUUUCCAUACAAACUAUCAGCUUACAGCGACAUCUGCCGUCGAACAUGGAAUGCACCUUUCUGUAAUUACCAUUAAACAGCUGAACGAGGGCGUUUUACUGACGACAAAGGAAUUUGAACCUUCCGUACAGAAGUUACAUUUCAUAUUUAAGGUGCAGCUCCACACCGCGCCGUGAGCUCCAUUGUAAAUAAUAUGAAAACGGAUGUAUAGCGGGUUCAAAUUUCUUUUUAGUUCUAGUAAAUGCGAUCCAACUCGUUAUCUGUGGCUUUCCAUCAGAGAGUCCUUAUACCGACUGACGCCCGGUCUGGCCUAGUGGAUAGUGACCCUGCCUAUGAAGCCAAUGGUCCUGGGUUCGAAUCCCGGUAAGGGCUAAAUUUGUGUGAUGAACACAGAUAUUUGUUCCUGAGUCAUGGGUGUUUCUAUGUAUAUAAGUAUGUAUUUAUCCAUAUACGUGUGUAUAUCGUCGCCUAAUACCCAUGGUACAAGGUUUGCUUAGUUUGGGGCUAGGUCGAUUUGUGUGAGAUUGUCCCCAAAUAUUUAUUUAUUUAUAUUAUUAUGCUUCAUCCGCUAAGGACCUUUCUAUCAGUAACUUUUUCUGAUGGAAAGGCCCUUAUGAACAUGAAGCAUUAUUAUAAGGAACCUUUUCUGGUGGAAAGCCACAUUUGAUGUAAAUAGUAGAGUUGAUUGGAUAGCUCACUUAUAUAACUUUAGUCAACUUCUAUAGGAUUUAUAGUAUUAUUAUUAAUGAUUUACCGACUUCAGUACCAGGGUCUUUUCAGGAUGUAAAUUGUAAUUAAUCGUUUCGUUUUGUAUAGAGAGCUAUAUAUAAUUAUAUACCUAUCGAUGUAAUAUAUGUUUAACAAUUUAUUAAUAAAACUGUUUAACAAUUUUA